This is a messenger RNA of Tetrahymena thermophila SB210, 933 nucleotides long. RefSeq lists its product as hypothetical. The record is from RefSeq and is a predicted model, not a curated record. The transcript has a single exon. Lineage: Eukaryota; Ciliophora; Oligohymenophorea; Hymenostomatida; Tetrahymenidae.
AUGAAAAUAAAUUAUUUGCUGAUAUUGAGUAUUUGCUUGCUUGGAUUUUGCAUCUCAUAACAAACAAAAUAAAAAAAUAAAUUAGAUUUUGAUGAAUAUGAUCAAUAUAAAUUAAUUAUAACCUAUGAAUAACCAGAUGAAGAAGUGGAAGACGGAGAAAAAGAAGAUGUUGAAAACUUGAUUAAGCUAAAUGAAAAUUCUAUGUAAUCGGAACUAGAUAAAUCCACCAACGAAUUAAUUAGUUUUUAUUCAAAUCCAGAAAAUGGAGAAAGUGGUCAAUGCUUUACUAAUAUGAUUUCUAGCUGUAAAGACUCUAAUCAACUAUGUAUAGAGAAUUUACUUGAUUAAAUGAAAUGUCUUACUAAUGAAUGUUAAUUAUAAGUACCUUAAGCUUCUUAAUAUAAGGACUGUAUACUUAAUUAUUGCAAAUCUCACUAAAAUAUAGUUUAAUAGCAUAAUUCUUAAGUUUACAAAUGCUUGCUUGCGAUAGAAAAAUAAAAUAAUACUUAAUAAUCUGGUAAAACUGAUGAUGAUGAAUAAAAUAAAACUAAAGAAAAUCAAGAUGAAAAAAAAUAAGAAAUUAAAGAAGAAAAAUAAAAUAAUACUUAAUAAUCUGGUAAAACUGAUGAUGAUGAUGAAUAAAAUAAAGCUAAAGAAAAUCAAGAUGAAAAAUAAAAUAAUACUUACUAAUCUGGUAAAACUGAUGAUGAUGAAUAAAAUAAAACUAAAGAAAAUCAAGAUGAAAAAAAAUAGGAAAUUAAAGAAGAAAAAUAAGAAAAUUAAAUAGAAAAAGAAGGAGAUAAAACAAAUAGUAACAGUGAAAACGAUUAAAAUGAAAAAAACAAUCUUACAAAUAAUACUGAUUAUAAAUCUUCUUCAUGCAAGUUAUAAAUGAUAUUACUAUUAUUAGUGUCUAGUAUAUUGUUAAUUUGA